AUGUCUCCGAUUCCGGCACUAUCGCAUCCUCCACUUCGAACCGCACAAUCGUUCACGGCUACGCAAAAGGAGCUCGUGCGCGCCUUCACGCGGUCGCUUAACCCCAACUCGGAUACCUCUAUAACGGUACCCCUAUGGUGGAACAUUAAUCAGCUGUACUACGACCGUAACGGGCGUUUCAUUUCCAGCUCCGUUACAAUUGCAGAUGAAACGUCUGACACAGCCUAUUCCCGCGGCUCGAGUCUGUCCGACUCCGAGAUCGACUCGCUCGUCUCAUCCGCCAUAACCAGCCAAAAGCUGUCGUACGAUCAAAACGGCGUGUACUUCGUUCUGUCAGAUGAAACGGUCAGCCAGUCCUCUCAAGGAUCCGCGUUCUGCACGCACUACUGCGGGUGGCACACCUACACAGACGUAUCUGGCAAGGGCCGCGUGGUCAGCGGCUGGGUGGGCAACGCCAAGUCCCUGUGCCCUAGGAGCUGCAUCGCGGGCCUUAUUUCCUCUUCGUCCUCCUCGCCCAACCGAGACAAGGGCAUGGAUGGGCUGCUGUCCGUGUAUGCACACGAGCUGGCAGAGGCCACUAGUAGCCCGUACCUGCAGACGUGGAUGGAUGAUAAAGGGGACGAGAACGCAGAUAAAUGCGGAUGGAAAUUUGGCACCGGAAUCGGUUACCACUGGGAUGACCUCGAUCCCGAUCAGAUGGCCUUCUGUGGCGCCUCGCCCGCGCAUUGCGGCGUAAUGCACGCGCCUGUGGGGGUGUACCUGCUGUGGUAUGGAGCUAAGUUCAGCGAGGAGCAGAAGGAUAUCGUGCGGCUCUUCAUUGCUUCUCUCACUGCAGACGCUUCCAACCCAGACGCCACGGCAUGGUGGGCCAUCAACACACUUUACUUCGACCAGCAGGGCCGGAAAAUCUCCUCGAAUGUGACUAUAAAGGGCGAGACUCACAACACCAAGUACACCCGGGGCACCAUGCUGCUGCGAUCUGACGUGGAGGGCCUCGUCCAAUCAGCUGUCGGCAAAGGAUUGCUGCCGUACGACCCGGACGGCGUGUAUUUUGUCCUUUCCGAUGAAGACGUCUCGCAGAUGGACGAUCAGAGUGGGACGGGGAGUACGCAGUAUGCGCUCGCGGUCUGCUCGCACUACUGCGGAUGGCACUCCUUCACCCAAGGAGAAGACGGGCGACCGCUCAUCAUGUCAUUUGUGGGUAUGCGCUCGCGGUCUGCUCGCACUACUGCGGAUGGCACUCCUUCACCCAAGGAGAAGACGGGCGACCGCUCAUCAUGUCAUUUGUGGGGUACGCAGUAUGCGCUCGCGGUCUGCUCGCACUACUGCGGAUGGCACUCCUUCACCCAAGGAGAAGACGGGCGACCGCUCAUCAUGUCAUUUGUGGGGAACGCAGUCAAUCAGUGCCCGGAGGGCUGCAUUCCGCCGUACCUGAACCAGCCGGGGGAGGUGGCGCCGAACGGCGAUGCGGGGAUGGACGGGAUGGUGUCGGUGUUGGCACAUGAACUCGCAGAGGCCACCAGCAGCCCCUUCCUCGCCACGUGGUUCGACGACCAGGGCGAGGAGAACGCCGACAUCUGCUCCUCCAGUUAUGGUGAUGUGAUAUCAGAUGCAGCAACUGGUGUUCAAUAA
Messenger RNA from Closterium sp. Yama58-4, 1632 nucleotides. The record is from the annotation of a GenBank genome assembly. NCBI's taxonomy places the organism in Eukaryota, Viridiplantae, Streptophyta, Zygnematophyceae, Desmidiales, Closteriaceae.